Ictalurus punctatus (channel catfish) is the source of this 5940-nucleotide messenger RNA. RefSeq names its product RAR-related orphan receptor C b (gene rorcb). Gene Ontology annotation, biological process: regulation of transcription by RNA polymerase II. The transcript has 10 exons. Bases 390 to 1820 code for a protein of 476 amino acids. Gene Ontology annotation, molecular function: zinc ion binding; nuclear receptor activity; RNA polymerase II cis-regulatory region sequence-specific DNA binding. The record is from RefSeq and is a predicted model, not a curated record. Gene Ontology annotation, cellular component: nucleus. Lineage: Eukaryota; Metazoa; Chordata; Actinopteri; Siluriformes; Ictaluridae.
UGUGCGAGUCCAUGCGUCCGAAAAGUAGGUUAGCAGACUGGAUUGAGAAGGAGGGAGACACGCACACACACUCACCGCGCACUAACACUACCAGCUCUGCACGCACAAACGUGUAAUUAACGCGAUCUGAUCAGUUAUUUUAUAUUUUAAACUCCACACAGACGUUUAAGGAAGUUUUAACGUGUUUUUAAAAUUGUUAUUACUACUAUUAUUAGUAUUAUUACCCCCCCUCCCCCCGAUGAUGCGCUCCAUCGGAGCUGAAACGUUAUAUUGGGUUAGCUUAAUAAGCUUACUUAAGCUAACUACUCUAAGCUAGCUCUCCAACUUGUUUUCUUUUCAGCAUCUUGUGGACUUCCAAAAUCUAAGGGGGAAAAAUAAAACUCCAAAAAAUGAGAGCUCAAAUAGAGGUGAUUCCAUGUAAGAUCUGUGGUGACAAGUCCUCUGGGAUCCAUUAUGGUGUCAUCACCUGUGAAGGCUGCAAGGGAUUUUUUCGGCGCAGUCAGCAGAACAAUGCUAUGUACUCAUGCUCUCGGCAGAGGAACUGCCUGAUCGACCGCACAAACCGCAACCGCUGCCAGCACUGUCGUCUCCAGAAAUGCUUGGCACUAGGCAUGAGCCGAGAUGCGGUGAAGUUUGGACGCAUGUCCAAAAAGCAGCGUGACAGCCUGUACGCGGAGGUGCAGCGGCACCAGCAGCUGGCGCGCGAGCCUGAGGAGGCGGGCGAGGACAGCGGACUCAGCCGCUCGUACAGCAGCACAGGUUCCAGCACCUCCUUCAGUGAUCUAGACGACAUCACCACGCUACCCAACGGCCUGCUCUUUGACCUGCCACUCACACCAGGGGAGGCAGCUGAAUACUGUGCCUUUGACCUGCUUGAGGGCGGGGUCAGUAGUGCAACAGGGAGUGCAGCGAGCAGCAGCUCAUCCAAUCAGAGCUCUCCAGAGCCUAGCAUGCUGGAUAUAGUGGAAACAGGCCGAAUGAAGCACGAGUACCAGCUGCUUCCUGAGCCCAGCCUGCUCACGCACACCCUGUUGGGGGCAUUAUCCGAUGACUGCUCUUUGCUUGAUAUAGAGCGGAUCACUCAGAAUGUGGUGAAAUCACAUAUAGAGACGUGUCAGUACAGCACAGAGGAGCUGAAACGACUAACUUGGAACCUAUAUACGCCUGAGGAGACCCGCUCCUUCCAGCUCAAGUCUGCUGAGUGGAUGUGGCAGCAGUGUGCCGUGCACAUCACCAACGCCAUCCAGUACGUGGUGGAGUUUGCCAAGCGCAUCAGCGGCUUCAUGGACCUCUGCCAGAACGACCAGAUUAUCCUCCUUAAAGCAGGCUGCUUAGAGGUUCUGCUGAUCCGCAUGUGCCGUGCGUACAACUCCACCAACAACACAAUGUUCUUCAACGGCAAAUUUGCCAGCCCUCAGCUCUUUAAAGCACUAGGCUGUGAUGACCUGGUGAAUGCCAUCUUUGAGUUGGCCAAGAGCCUGUGUCGCCUGCAGUUGAGUGAGGAGGAGAUGGCCCUAUUCAGUGCCGCCAUCUUGCUAUCACCUGAUCGCCCGUGGUUAACAGAGAGUCAGCAGGUGCAAAAGCUGCAGGAGAAGGUUUAUUUGGCCCUGCAGCACAGCCUGCACAUGGGGGGAGGCAGUCAGGAGAAACUGGACAAGAUGGCGUCCAAGCUGCCGCAGAUGAAGUCAAUCUGUAACCUCCACAUCGAUAAACUGGAGUUUUUCCGGCUGCUUCACCCCGAAACGGCCUUCAGCUUUCCUCCUCUCUACAGGGAAGUGUUCGGCAGCGAGAUCAACUUCCCUGACUCCACUGACAGUUAGAAGCAAGGAGAGAGGGGCUGGGAGGGGGGAGGGGGGUGGAGAUAUGGCAGAAGAGGAAGAGAAUCAGAUUCACUGGUGCAGAGAGAGGACGUGUGAAAGAGAGGACGUCAAAGACGGAGGACUAUAAAGAAUAGUGUUAAAGAAUAGUGUUAAAAAGAAAUCGAAACCUGUCAAAACCUCUUAGCAGCCCAGACAAUCUGGCGUUUUUAGUUACUAUUAUGUACAAAGAGCACCACAAAUUAGUAUAGGGGCCAACACACAAUACUCCUCUCUCUACACACACACACGACAACACCUGAAAGCACUUUCGUAUUAUUUAAGAGUAUCUAUUAAGGCAGAGGUUCAUAAUCCUGUCCUCAGGGACCCUCUGCCUCCGGCACAGAUUUUUGUUCUGGUCCUUUUCUCAAUGCACUUCUACCAGACAUUUCCGAUCACCCAGCUCAGGUGCGGUAACAUCUGGAAUAAAACGACGUACCUUCCCCUUUACGCUUAACGCCGUGGACUAAUUAUGAAUGUAUGUCCCUAUAACAGCACUUAAUACAUAUGCGACCGAAUGUACAUACUGCACUUUGGUUCGCGGAAAUGCUUUACGAAACCCAUGUUGGUUACAUGUGACAAUCAAGAAUCUUCUUGAAACCAGUGAGUGCCCAGAUGUUUGGUAGUACAAAAGGACCAACCUCCACGAUCGACACAUUGAGUGUGCUGGUAGGGCUGGGCGAUAUGAUGAUACGAUAUCGAUAUCAUGAUGAAUAACGUCACAACACACCUUUCUGAAAAUAUCAUCAAUGAAACACUAGCAAAAUUCAUUGUUAUGGAAGAUAACAAGCAUAAAUAUUACUAAUUAAUUACUUUAUUUAUUUUUCAUGUUAAAUUGUAUGUUUCUGUAGUCAUCAAAGUGCAGCUCACCCUUGACUUCAAGGGUUCAGUAUGUUAUGCUGUUAUGCUAGCACUAGGGGUGUAAUGAUACGGUGCAUUGUAUCGUUUGUUACAAGGCUCUCAAUUCCUUAUGCUUGUAUAUCCAAAGUUAAUAGACUAUCCAUCAUGAAAUACCACUUGUAUCACAUGAGGUGUAAUAAACGUUUAAACUUAAUCAAGGCAACGCUCUCUCAGACGAAGUAGUGUAUCUCAAAACUUUAUCUCGAUUCAGGAGUUUGCAAAAAGCACGUUUGUCUUAAACAUUCUAUGUUUCACGCGCUAAUACAGCUAGCAUACUAGCCAGAGAAAUCCAUUCAGGCAGCUAUAAAUCUCUGAUUCAACGCGAGCGUAAGAAAUCUCCACUGUAAUUGGAAAGUUCGUAUUUUGUAGUGGGGAACACAGGAUUCAAAAACACAUCCAGGGGUACAGAGCGAGCUAACAGCAUAAUGGGACACGUCCCCUGGUGAGUCAAACCAGUGGAAGUUAGCCACGCUUCAUUAGGUUUCAUUCAAAUGCACAGCUCAGGGGUGUAACCUGGCAGGGCAUCUGGGGCUGUAGCCCUGAAGAUUUUCUCUUUAGCUCUGAAUAAUUCUCCAUGUCUAGUGCUAUGUCAAAAAAGCCCUCUUUGAUUCACGUGCGUCGAACACGAGUACAACUAAAAGGUCUCGUUUAUCAGCAAACAUCACUGCGAAAGGCAGUGCAAAACAAUUUUGCUCAAUCGCAAUGUCACCAAUUCAAGUAGUUCUCUGAAUUAAAAGUGCGAAAAAAGAACUCUGCAAAUUGCAUCGCAAUUUAAAAAAACAAAAACAAAAAAAAAAACAGCAAAAGCAAGCAUUUUGAUCCGCUACAAUCAAAAAACAAACUUCAGAAAUCCCAUACGGACUGUUUUGUUACGUGUUGCAAUGAGUCCGAACGAAUCACGCAAAUACUAUCAUUAUUACAUUUCGAUGUUUUAAUGUUUUCAGGAACUGAAAAUGACAACCCAAGGCACAUACUCAUGCAAAUGCUCAUAUGAUUACACCCCUGGCGAGCACUUCUGAAUAUCAUGAUAUCUCUUGUCCUCACUAUGAAAUAUUGCCAAAUCGCCCAAACCUACAAGCUGGCAUAGUUAAUAGUAUGCAAUAAAAAUGUGUCACAAAGUAGUACAUCAAGGAAAAAGAAGGCUUGUACAUGCUCACACUUCCUCAGGCUUGAGUGUUCAGACAGUGUUCGGUGCUGCUUUUAAGUUACUUUUGUUUUUAUUUUAUUUUUAUUUUUUUAAUGCAAUGAGAAACCUCAGUCCCAGUGCAUCUGUCCUUGUAAAUGGCACUUUUACAGAAAGUGUAAGAAUUGUGUUCCUUUGAAUUUAUGCAUUCAUUUAUAGAUAUUUUGAUGAAGGAUGCAUAUAAAUAGAUACAUAUAUGUAUAUGAACCGAGAGACACGGACAGGGGGGGUGUAGAAGACAGCAGGAGUAAAAGGAAUAGAGAACAGGACUUUCAAGAAAAAGCAAGGACUGGACUUGGGAUUUCCUAUUUGGCCAGGAACAAUGAACUGGCAACAGGAACUAGGCAGUGCAAACAAGGAACGUGCUCUUUUGAAAAAUGUUACAGCUGAUCGGCUAUUCCACUUUUCUGAGUGUUUUUUUAACAGAAAGGAUGCUUGUUACAAGACCACGUGAUGACACUCCAGUCAGAAGAUGCAUAUUUUUAACCCAGUGGUGAAGAAGGACAUGUUCAUGGACCUGCUCGACAUUCAGGAACCCUUUUUCAUGGCCGAUCUGAGUGACUGACAUGCUGUUGGAACUGUUCUGACAGCCGAUGCAUAGACACUCAUUGAUGAAAAAGAUGACUCAGUAUGUGACACACACACAUUACACACAUACACAUUCAUGCACACACAUGCAUCCAGGGCCGGUUCAGGUUUGUCCUCUGUAUUAUUUUGUAAAUUGUGGCUACCUGUUUUAGUGUCCCACUUCCUGUUUCUCCCCACCUUUCCUCCUGCUCGUACACUUCAGCAUGAUGAAAGGAUUCCUGUAUGUAAAGGCUUUUUGUAGUCUGUACCAUCAAACACUCAUACACUCUGAUAAUUCUCAGACACUACUCAAAUACUGUUACGUUCAAAUUUCUUCAAAAUCCACUGUAAUCUACAAGCACCCCCUUGCUACAGAACCAAAAGUCCAGGAGGUGGAGUUGGACCUGAUCCAGCUUGGGGGGAGUCGACUCAAAAAGCCAAGAAGUGGAGACAACUCAAUGUGGCUGAAUAUGUUAUGUGUUUGUACAGCAUUUUUAUAGGUUAGGGCUUAGGAUUAGGCUUAUAAGAGGAGUUGGAUCAGGAUCAGGUCCAGCUCCACCCCCUAGACUUUUAAUCUCAAAUUCUGAGCAGCCUGAAGCAUUCAAGAGAAACGAAGGCAUCAUUAGUACUAAUGAGGGUUUGCACAGUACAUUAUAUGUAAUUAUUUUAGUUUUAGGUGCAUGCAAUGUCAUCAUUUUUGAAGGUACAUGUACAGUACAUCACAAGGAGACUAAUCUCUCUGUGUGCUUAGUUUGCUCUGGUUAUUGGUUGUAAGAAGGGGAACAAAUCUUUUGUUUUCCAUCCACCUGUUACAAAAAUAAGCAUUUUAUAUAAAUCACUCAGGGAGCUAGCUGGUCUCUGUUCUACCAGUCUCCUAGCUUUGCCAACCAGACACAAAACACACACACACACUCACCCACACCCACGUAUGCACACAUACUGUAAAGGCACCCCACUUUUUGCACCGAACAAGAGACCCGUAUCCUCAAUCACUGUGUCCUGUAGCUAUAUAUUAUACAGUAUAUAUUUUUGUGAAUGUCGAACACAAAGUGUCAAAGACCUUUCCUCUUUCUUCUAAUGUUAAACUAUAAGAUUUUUGAGUCUGAAUUAUAUUAGGUAUAUUCUAUACACUAGUUUAAAAAAAUAAAUAAAGAUAAAAAAUUAUUCAUUGAUGUAUGUUGUUUUAAUGUGAGCUUAGUUUGGUUGGACUGUAACUGUUUUGUCCAUUUAUAAUUGCGUGUCCAAAAAACAUGUCUUGUUCGUUUCAUGGUCUGUUUUAACACCAUAGAAAUACCUAUUUUUGUUUUCCUUUCACAUUUAUUGGUGUUUUAUUACAAAAUGUUAGAAUCUCUUAACAAUUCAUCUCAUUGUAACACCAUGUUUUAAAAAAAAAUGUGCUUUAAAGAAUGUAAUAAAGUGGGUUUUUUUCUACUA